GUUUUAUUUAUAUUCGUUUGUAUACUCUUGUAUUUUAUGCAUUUGUCUGUAGUGUUCAUGAAAAUCGCAAUAUAAAAACAAUGUAUUACUAUAUUUAGUAUUAUUAUACACCAGGUAGUUAUACGAGUUAGCUGGAUCUUUUACAAGUUACUGUCGCAUUCAUGACGACAUGAGGCUCGGUUGGUUAUCUUGUCAAAAUGAAAGGGGAAGUAAAACCGUGAAACAACUUUUACCAACCAAGGUUUCGGUUGCCGAAGAAACAGCCGAACAACUAAAUAAAGCAUGGAAUCAACGAAGAGUGAUGUUAAAUUCUUCAUCCUAACGAAGAUAAAUCAUUCCAAACAUGUCCAACGGGGCAGCUUAUGCUCUAUCUCAAAUUCCAGAUAUGAAUCUGAAUACAUCACUCGAAAGAGAGCCACAAUACAUGUGACAGGCAUGGGCUCCAAUACGGAAGAAGUAGUAUUGAUUAGUGACAUGGUUCUUUUGAGUACGAAAGAGGCUGAAUUGCUUUAUGCCUUAGACGGGAACGACACCAGACUGAAAUGGUUUCAAGAGAAGACAGCGCUGAAAUCAGCUGUGGGCCUCACUAUAGAUACUCGAGUCACUGUCAUGGGAUACAUACAGGACCUUCAAGGAAUCAUUCGUUACAUUGGACCGUUCACAAAAUACACAUAUGCUAAGCCUAAUACCAUAUCAGGAACAUUUUUUGGUAUUGAAUUGCAGGGAAACGACAAAGGAAAAGGGCAGUAUGGUGGGAUCACGUCAAAGUCCUUCUUCCAAUGUGAGAAUAACAAUGGCCUCUUAGUGCCAUUCUCCAAAAUCCAACCUAUAGUGCCUAGUUCCCUUACACUGUCAACCCAGCAGGCCUCCUCCCAGAAACAUUCCAACCAAAUAACCAAAGGAGAGACUGUUCGCUACGUUGAUGAUAAAAGCCAGGCGUUAUGGCUAGUAAUGGGAGUGGGGGACCAGGAUGGAGAGCCGAUGGUCAACAUUACCACAGAUAAUAGAACGAUCGACGUUCCAAUGAAUUGUGUUGCCAGGGUGAUCACAGAACACAAAGCCCAGCAGGCCUCCUCCCAGAAACAGUCCAACCAAAUAACCAAAGGAGAGACUGUUCGCUACGUUGAGGAUGAAGGCCAGGCGUUAUGGCUAGUAUUGGGAGUGGGGGACCAGGAUGGAGAGCCGAGGGUCUGCAUUACCACAGAUGAUAGAACGAUCAAUGUUCCAAUGAAUUUUGUUACCAGGGUGAUCACAGAACACAAAGAGCCCAAUUUGUUCCUGGGUGCCAGCGCGGCCUCGGUGGAACCACAGACAUAUUCUGAAACGGUUCUCGGUGUGGACUCCCUGAUUGAGUUCAACUUGGCUGAAUGCGUCGGCUAUGGGGUGAUCCGCUGGAUUGGUGUGGUGCCUGACCGAAAAGAUACCAUGUGUGGUCUGGAGCUGGAGGAACCGCGGGGCACGAGCGACGGCACGUUUAAAGGGAAGCGCUACUUCAGCUGUCCACCGAAGAAAGCCUUGUUCGUUAAGCUGGAAUCCUGCCGGCCAGACACGCGCUUUUCCAUUCCAUCGUCGGCCAAGCCCGGCAUUACGUUUGCCCACCAGAAACACGAAGACGAGGACACAAGGCACGAAGGCCCCUGUGACACCGUUGAGCAUAUCCAGACAGACCAGGUGGACCGGAUUCUGAUUGGUCGGAUGAAGGGCAUCCAGGGCCACUGUAACUCCUGCUACAUGGAUGCUGCCCUCUUCAGUUUGUUCUCUUGCACCUCUGUGCUGGACUCUCUGCUGUUUAAGACACUGAAACCAGAAGACGAAGAGAUCCAGAACACCCUGCUACGCGAUAUCGUCAACCCUCUCCGCAGUAAGGGUUUUGUGGAAGGGAGACACAUCAUGAAACUACGGCAACAGCUCUUAAACCAUGGUUACAGCCAUACCUUCACCACUCAUGAGAAAGAUCCAGAAGAGUUUCUGACCAUCAUCAUGCAGCACAUUAUGGCGUUGGAGCCACUUCUGAAACUCUCCACAGCUGGAAAGGUGCAGGAGAGCUACUGCUAUCAGAUCUUUCUGGACCAGAACCACAGCCUGGUUCUGCCCACCAUCCAGCAGCUCCUGGAGCACUCCUUCCACAGCAACGGACUCAAACUUGCGGAGGCACCCUCCUGUCUCAUCCUCCAGAUGCCUCGCUUUGGGAAGAAGUUCAAGAUGUUUGAAAAAAUCAUUCCGUCUCUGGAGCUGGACGUCACUGACCUCCUCACCGAAGGUCCUCAAUACUGCAUUCUCUGUGGACAAAUAGCCCUAAUAGAGUGUACAGAAUGCUUUAAAGACCCCGUCUUCAGCCAAACAGGAUUCAAGGUCUUCUGCGAGACCUGUUCUGCACAGGUCCACUCCCCCUCCGAGCGUCAGGCUCACCGCCUCAGCAAGCUGCUGCUUCCAAAGGGUUUCCAAGAGUCCCUUCGUGUUCCCCCGGAGAAGAUGGAGCUGUUUGCUGUGCUCUGCAUCGAGACCAGCCACUACGUGUCCUUCGUCAAGCACGGACCAAAGAGCCAGGACUGGAUCUUCUUCGACAGCAUGGCGGACAGGGAAGGGGGACUGAAUGGAUAUAACAUCCCCGUGAUCGAGGCCUGUCCCGAGGUGGGAGAGUACCUGGACAUGCCCCCUGCGGAGCUGGCCAAUCAGGUGCCUCGGGACAUGAAGGGAGUGGCCAAGCGUCUGUUCUGCGACGCGUACAUGUAUCUGUACAGGAACCCUGCGUUGGAAUUUUAUCGCUGACGUUUUGAUAAAAAUAACAUACAAGUAUGAUGACACAAAAAUAUGUGCACCAGAAGUCUAUGCAAUCUCAUAAUCAUUAUGUUUUAGAUUUGUUAAAUUAGACAGGUUCAUUCUUUGUAUCCUUUGUAUCCUUUUGCUCUAUAAUCUGACGAUACUGCACUUCCAACGAUAUAUGCAUAUUUUUCUUUAGAUAUUCACGAGCAUUAUUUGUUUAUUUGACUAGGAUAUUUACAUCCUAAUUUCAUUCUUGGGCAAAUGGGUUACUCCAUGUUGGUGCCCUCAUGGUAAGAAUCUAAUUUGAUUUGUUUUGGGAACAUGGACCAAUCUACUGAAGAAAUUUGUAUGUAUAUUCCGAUUAUUUCAAUAUUUAUUAAAUGGGCUUGUUGGGGUUUUGGGUUAUAUUUUGGUCAUUUUACAUAUGGUCAUAUAUUUUUUAUUUAAUUCAAAUUGAUUGAAUCCUGUAUUAAUCAAAUCUGUAAUUGUCUUAUCCGAGCUUUAUAAUCUUUACAAUAAUAAAAUAAAUAGGAAAUACACUUA
Gadus macrocephalus (Pacific cod) is the source of this 3306-nucleotide messenger RNA. RefSeq names its product cylindromatosis (turban tumor syndrome), like (gene cyldl). Lineage: Eukaryota; Metazoa; Chordata; Actinopteri; Gadiformes; Gadidae. Bases 283 to 2769 code for a protein of 828 amino acids. Gene Ontology annotation, molecular function: K63-linked deubiquitinase activity; cysteine-type deubiquitinase activity. The transcript has 17 exons. The record is from RefSeq and is a predicted model, not a curated record. Gene Ontology annotation, cellular component: cytosol. Gene Ontology annotation, biological process: protein K63-linked deubiquitination.